Molecule: messenger RNA, 1786 nt
Organism: Coccinella septempunctata (seven-spotted ladybird)
Lineage: Eukaryota; Metazoa; Arthropoda; Insecta; Coleoptera; Coccinellidae
Gene: byn
Product: T-box transcription factor TBX19-like
Exons: 7
Coding region: 429-1715 (428 amino acids)
Biological process (GO): positive regulation of DNA-templated transcription; regulation of transcription by RNA polymerase II; mesoderm formation
Cellular component (GO): nucleus
Molecular function (GO): RNA polymerase II cis-regulatory region sequence-specific DNA binding; DNA-binding transcription factor activity, RNA polymerase II-specific
Source: RefSeq, a predicted model, not a curated record
GGAAUGCAUGCACUAAGUAGCAAACAAACACUAGGUAGGUAGGUAGGUAUAGAGGAGAAAAACAUUUUGGGUAUUCGGUUAACGAGCCCAGUGGUCGAACUAGUACCAUGAUGGUCUUGUACCAGCACCAAUCCAAAAGCAGAAAGGCGUGGCCAGCACAAACUUCACCCAGCGUACCUGGAGGAAUUGUUAAACGUGGAUGGAGUGCUUCACAAAUUAGUGCGAAAUAUAAACAAGUAUGUGAAUGAAAAACGUCGAUUGACCGAAGUAACGAGCUGGUGCUUAGUGACCAAUCAGUUUAUUGAUUUACAUUUUUAGUUCAUUAUUUAAUCUUCGAUUAGACACUCGUCUGUGUUUUUGACAUACUGGUGUGAUUUUUCCCCGUGGAUACAUGUUAAAAAAGGAAUAAAGAAAGUUUCAGAUUUUCAAUGGCUCAACAUAUAUUAUCGGCUGUAGAAUUAGAUAUAUCACCGACAAGGAUUAAGGAUCUAACGGAAAAAGAUCUUGCAGUCAAUUUAGAAGAUAAGGAUUUAUGGAUGAGGUUUAGAUGUUUCACUAAUGAGAUGAUAGUCACUAAGAAUGGAAGAAGAAUGUUCCCAGUGGUGAAAAUUUCAACAUCAGGACUAGAUCCAAAGGCUAUGUACACUGUUCUAUUGGAAUUCGUUCAAAUGGAUUCCCAUAGAUGGAAAUACGUAAACGGAGAAUGGGUUCCGGGGGGUAAGGCGGAAGUUGCCCCACCUAAUGCCAUUUAUAUACACCCGGAAUCUCCCAAUUUUGGGGCUCAUUGGAUGAAGGAAUCCAUAAGCUUUGCAAAAGUUAAAUUGACGAACAAAUCGAAUGGAAACGGUCAAAUAAUGCUGAAUUCUCUACACAAAUACGAACCAAGGGUGCAUCUGGUUAAGGUGGGGACAGAACCAAGAAGGGUGAUGACAUUUCCAUUUCCGGAAACGCAAUUCAUAGCCGUUACAGCCUACCAAAAUGAAGAAGUGACUUCUUUAAAAAUUAAAUAUAAUCCGUUCGCUAAAGCUUUCUUAGACGCCAAGGACCGACCCGAAAUUUCUUACAGUCAAAAAGAGUUUGCCAAUAGUUAUUCCUCUGAGCAGAAUCAGUACCAAUAUGGUUCCUGGUUUCUCCAACAUCAACCGAUUUAUUCAACGGUGUCCAGUCCGACGAUAGCGAAAAGAUCCCAUAGAUUAUCACCUUAUCCAACAGUUCAGAAACAGAGAUCUUCACCAAAUUCACCAUCACCAACAGAAUACACCCCUCCAGAGCACAUCCAAAGCUGUUCCUUCAACAACGUGAACACGUAUGCAAGUUGGUCGCCCCUUACCUCUCAACCUCCGACUACAAUAGUAGGACCUUCCUUGAAUUGCUGGUCCAUACCAUCGUCUCCGUCUUACGCCACGAGAGGAUAUCAGCAUGCCCCUUUGGCUAACCUUGCCAAUGUUUCCUACCCGACGUAUUUCAACCAAGAUCCGGCCUGCAUGCACCAUCAGAAUCCCGAGUAUGCUAGCAUUUCCCUUGUAAAUAGUGACGUUACGUAUACGCAACUAGAUAGUGGAAAUACGAUAGCUUACCAAACCGACCUACUGGUUAAAUCCGAAUAUGAAUCAUCCGCAGCUCAGAAUCCACCGGAAUCCUCAGAAUCUAGUACAAGCACAACUCCUGUCCAGCAUGAAUGGAUGAAUCAUAGGCAAUACGAUGAUGUGAAAUGAGUCAUUGUUAUCUUGUAAAUAAAUUGUUGAAAGUUCACUUUGUAAAAUUAGAAUAAAACCCUUUGAAUUUA